AUUGGAGCAGAUGGAUAGCAGAUGAGAAUCCAGUAUCCUUCAUGCACUCGUUCUCUCUCCCUUCCACUCAGUCACGCCGGGCUCUCCGGUCUUUUUUUACCGUAGUGAGAGACCUGUCGGGGGGGAGAGCAGUUUGACAGGCAAAAAUCGCACAGCGGCAGAAAAGAGGAAGUAAAGGAUCGAGUGUUGGCUAAUGUACGAUUUCACGCCGGUGCGGCGAUAUUAGAUGUGUUCUGCCUCCAGUUUAAGUCUCAUUGAUUGCGGCGCCACAUCCUCCCACCAGCUUCGCGCUCUUUUUUUUCCACCGAGGGAGCUCACGCCGGUCGGAGGCCGCGCGUUGUCAAGGUGGAGGCGGGUGGAUGUGUAGACAGCGGCGGAGGCGGUUCCUCACCACCUGAUCCUUCCUGGUUGCUGAGAGGGACGAGGGUGCUUCUGCUCCCAGUGGCCUCCUGUGAUUCCACCUGUGACCUGCAGUCAGCAGCACGGCGGCCUGCUGCAUCCGACCUCUGGUCACUGGCCACCCGAUGCCACGCGCUUCUGCUUUCUGAUCCACGAAGAAGCAUAAUGAACCGUUUCCCCUGCAUUACGGGACCAGGGAGGGUCUGAACAGUGGUCCAGCCCUCGAGUCUGUAAGCUGAAUUCUGAUUGGAGGAAUGGAGCGCCGCUCUGUCCGGCCCCAGUGAUCCGGCCUGGAGACUCCGGCGGCGACGUCCUGUGGAGCCAGAGAUCAAAGGCGAGGAGGCUGUUGCGCCACCUUUGGAUCUGAAGAUUGCUUUUAAAUAAAAGCAAGUCCACACAGCAGGUUUUUUUUUUUUUUUUUUAAAGCCAUGAUGCAAGAAUCUGGGACGGAGGCGACGAGCAACGGAGCGCCUACUCAGAUGGAGGCGCGGGGGCGGAGAGCAGGCCCAGGGAGGCCCGACCCGAGAGCGCCGCGCCGUCGAUGGAGGUGACCGCGGCUGACCUCCUGCAGCUGCAGCAGCACCAGGCUCUUCAAGUGGCCCGGCAGAUACUCCUCCGGCAGCAACAUCAACAACAACAACAACAACAGCAACAACAAAACACCGGCCGCAAGUCUCCCAAAGCCGUCGACAAGCAGCAGAGCCUCCAGGUCCCAGUUUCAGUGGCUAUGAUGACGCCUCAAGUGAUAACUCCUCAGCAGAUGCAGCAAAUCCUUCAGCAGCAGGUCCUGAGCCCUCAGCAGCUCCAGGUUCUCCUCCAGCAGCAGCAGGCCCUCAUGUUACAGCAGCAGCAACUCCAAGAGUUCUACAAAAAGCAGCAGGAACAGCUCCACCUCCAGCUCCUACAGCAGCAGCCACAGCAGCAGCAGCAGCAUGCGGUCAGCAAGCAGAGUAAAGAGCAGCAGGUGUCAGCGCAGCAGUUGGCCUUCCAGCAGCAGCUCCUGCAGGUCCAGCAGGUCCAGCAGCAGCAUCUGCUCAACCUUCAGAGGCAGGGGCUGCUCACCAUCCAGCCCGGACAGACCGGCUUGCCGCUGCACUCCCUCACUCAGGGCAUGAUUCCAGCCGAGCUGCAGCAGCUGUGGAAGGAGGUGACCAAUGCGCACGUGAAGGAGGAGCAGCACCACCACCACCACCACAACAACAGCAUCAACAACGGCCACCGGGGCCUCGACCUGUCCUCCCCGGCGACGCCAAAGAACCCGCCGCUCAACCAGCACGCCUCCACCAACGGGCAGUACAUGAGUCACAAGCGAGACGGGUCCACGCUAGAAGACCAUUCCCCCCACAGCCACCCGCUCUACGGCCACGGCGUCUGCAAGUGGCCCGGGUGUGAGGCGGUGUUCGACGACUUCUAUUCAUUCCUCAAGCAUCUUAACAAUGAGCACGCCCUGGAUGACAGGAGCACGGCCCAGUGUCGGGUGCAGAUGCAGGUCGUACAACAGCUGGAGCUGCAGCUGGCGAAAGACAAAGAGCGUCUGCAAGCCAUGAUGACGCACCUCCAUGUCAAGUCCACGGAGCCCAAAGCCCCCCCACAGCCGCUCAACUUGGUGUCCAACGUCACGUUGUCCAAAUCGGCUCCCGAGGCCUCCCCUCCUCUGAGCCUGCCCCAGACCCCCACCACCCCCACGGCGCCGCUCACGCCCCUGUCCCAGACGCACUCCGUCAUCACAGCCAACAGCCUCCACAGCGUGGGCCCCAUGCGGCGCCGCUACUCCGAGAAGUACAACAUGCCCAUCUCUCCAGAUCUCAGUCAGAACAAAGAGUUUUACAUGAACGCGGACGUUCGACCGCCGUUCACAUACGCCUCACUAAUAAGACAGGCGAUCCUGGAGUCUCCAGAAAAGCAGCUAACACUAAACGAAAUCUACAACUGGUUCACACGAAUGUUUGCAUAUUUUAGGCGCAACGCGGCGACGUGGAAGGGUGCCGUUCGCACCAACCUUUCCUUGCAUAAGUGCUUUGUGAGAGUAGAGGAUGAGUUUGGGUCCUUUUGGACCGUUGAUGAUGAGGAGUUUAAGCGCGGCCGCCACGUGCAGCGGGGCCGCCCUCGGAAAAACGCCGCCGACGAGCUGCUCGUACAAAGUCCAGCCUUAGUAAAGAACAUUCAGACCAGCUUGGGCUACGGUCCGACCCUCUCUGCUGCCUUCCAGGCUUCAAUGGCAGAAAACAACAUACCUCUAUACACUACUGCUUCCAUUGGAAGUCCCACCCUCCACUCCCUGGCCAACGCCAUCCGCGAGGAGAUGAACGGAGCGAUGGACCAUGGAAACAGCAACGGCAGUGACAGCAGCCCGGGACGCUCGCCCCUGCUAGCUAUGCACCACAUCAGCAUUAAGGAGGAACCACUGGACCCCGAGGAC
Messenger RNA from Gasterosteus aculeatus aculeatus (three-spined stickleback), 2818 nucleotides. The record is from RefSeq and is a predicted model, not a curated record. NCBI's taxonomy places the organism in Eukaryota, Metazoa, Chordata, Actinopteri, Perciformes, Gasterosteidae.